AUGCUGGACCAUAACGAAUUAAACAAAUAUUUCACAAAAUCUCAACAACAAGACAUUAUCGAGUUGAAUGACAUUUGCAUGAAAACCCCUCCCGGGAGAAUUAGAAAGCCCCGUGUUCGUAAAUUCAAGCCAGGCUAUAUUCCUCGACCUGUCAACAGUUUCAUGUCCUUCAGAACAGAGAAACAGUCCAUCAUCCGAAAGUUUUGUCCUACUGCAAACCACCGUGACAUUUCAAAAGUUGUGGCUAAAUGGUGGCAUGAAGCUGACCAGAAUGAAAAGUCUUAUUUUGUCACAAAAGCAAUCGUAGCUAAGCGCGCUCAUACAGAAAGAUAUCCAGACUAUGUCUUUCGUCCCAAAUCAAAGAACACAAAAAAGAAACGCAGCAAGAAACAUGGCAUCAAUGCUUCCCCUGUUGAUCUAGAAUCUCAAGUGGAUCAGGACAAGAGCAGCAGCGAAAAUGCUCUGCUUUACACGGACAGUAUCCUCUAUGAAACUCAAAAUACGCUUCCUCAAAACAAUGGACAAGCCUAUUUUGAUUUUAUGUUUCAAAAUAUUAACAGUGAUCUUAAUUGCCUUCAUGUUAUCAAUGAUAAUGAGCAGGUCAGUAACUUCAGCCAUGUUAGCAACAAUAGCCUUGAUCCAGACUAUAACACUUUAUACAAACUGCCUUAUCCGUCUAUGCUUCCUUAUGAUCACCAUACAGAUAAUGUCUUUCAUCAAGCCUUUACUUUCACAUCUCUUUUUACUGAUAUGGAUAACUAUGCCAUGCUCGAUUCAACCACUCUGGAUCAAAACCAACUCUCCUUUGACAGCAAUGUUGCACCUAACGAAACACCUGCCUUAGACUUCUCUAAGUCACCUACUACAUAUGGUCAAGUUGAAUCCAUAACAUCUUUUGGUACACCAAUUACCUUCAAUAACUCUUUUACUAAAUCAGAAAGUUUUGAUGGCAUUUUCGAUGUCUUUUCUGACUACAGUCUCUCAAGCAAUCACUCUUCUUUGAUUUAUGAAAAUAAUACUAUGGACAAUACUUUUAACUUUGACAGUGGAGUGAUGAAAUAGACACAGAAAAAAAAAGAGAGCCUGCUAUCAUUUUUGACACCCAGUCUUUUUUUGUAGAACAAUAAAACUUAACA
Messenger RNA from Gilbertella persicaria, 1136 nucleotides. RefSeq lists its product as uncharacterized. The transcript is spliced from 2 exons. Gene Ontology annotation, cellular component: nucleus. Gene Ontology annotation, biological process: regulation of transcription by RNA polymerase II. Bases 1 to 1062 code for a protein of 353 amino acids. Gene Ontology annotation, molecular function: DNA-binding transcription factor activity, RNA polymerase II-specific; RNA polymerase II cis-regulatory region sequence-specific DNA binding. NCBI's taxonomy places the organism in Eukaryota, Fungi, Mucoromycota, Mucoromycetes, Mucorales, Choanephoraceae. The record is from RefSeq and is a predicted model, not a curated record.